UCUUGACCGAAGGGAGUGAGUAGGUGAUUGGCGCUGUUUUUUUUCGAUAAGUUGCGGUGGAAGUGAUAUACCGGACGGGCUGCAGGGAACACCCAGCUGCUCAUGAGACCCGAUGAUGCACGAGAAGAAUGAAGUCGUUCUUACUUACAACUACUCUCGUGCCUGCCGCUUAAGGGUGACAUCACCCUCUAUAGCGCUACGUGGCUGCCCCCGUUAAUUUCUUGUGUGCUCCUGUGUGGUUUGAUAGCUCGUGGCAAGGAGCGUUGGAGCUCAACAGGAUGCGGCUGAAGCGUAGUGCUCGAUCUCGAUGUUGAGUUACUCAAGGACGUCGCUGGGGAUGUCCUGAACGGAUGCUAGCCUUGCUAGUGACGUGCUGUAGCUGUUUGAGGUAGAAGCAACUAGCCGCUUCUCAGCUGACCAGAGAAAAAACACACAUAUUAAUCAACCUACAACUUUGUUUUGUGAAGCAUCUUCUAAUGUCGAACUACGCAGAACUACAAAAACUUCAAUUUCAACCACAACCUACUUGAAGUACUCUUUACAACAUUCAGAACUUUUACAACUAAGUACAUCAUUCAAGAAGUAGUUUUCCUCGCGGGCACCGCCACCAGAAUCAAGUAGAAGAUGAAGAUGAACCACUACUACUACGACAAGGCGUAUCACGUCGCACGUUCCAGACUGAUAGGAGACUAAGGAAAAAGGCAGCAGCACAACUACAGAAAUCCAAGUAACCGAAUAAGAAGUUUUCCGGAAAGCCUCGUCGUCCAGUGAUUGUGAUAUUGUACAACAGAACAAACGGAGGUAAAGAAAUUGUUUCGAUGAACCUCCCUCAGAAGUAGAAGAUUAAUACAUCACUUGUUCGUUGUACUACAAGCACCAGAGGAAGAUGGGAAAGUUAGCCUGCGAUCUGGUGCUGAUCGCGCUUGCGGUGUCAGUUCUCUUGGACCUGCUUGCGAUGUUUUUACCAUGGGGAGGCUGCCAGUCGGUUUCGGUAUUCGGGCUGCGCUCGGCGAAAUACUACCUGCUCCACAUAAUCGUAGAGCCUAAGGCUAGCAUCGGCGAAAAAAUGGGUAUCUUCACCUUCUAUUUUAAAUGAAGAUACGAAUCCUAAUACGUGAUCUUCGUGGAUGUUAUAGAAAUAUACUACAUCUCAUGCGCAACUACUUGGUGUAUCUAUGUAUUUGUUAUUGAUGAUGUGUGACGUUCAUGAACAAAUAGCCUCUGUUGUAUGCUGUCAGUGAGAUGAUUUGUGGACCACUCCAUCAAACAAGUGCUUUCUUAUAUUAUAAGUACCUCCACUCUCUCCAUGUUGAUGAUCAUUUUUUUCAUGAUCUGGUACAACAUUUAUUACAUCAGUCGACAUUACUUCGUUGUCCGGUAAGCGCGUUGCCUGUCCCUGGCCCACUGAGACUCCCUAUUGCUACAAAUUCUCGACGUACGACGCCUUCGUGGACGCAUCAGCUUGGCAGGCGUUCGAAGGCUUCCUUUCGAUGAAUAGUUUAAGGCGUCCCCGAAUCCAUCUCCAGAAGCAUCUCAGAGCUGUCGCGUAAGGCAAAAACAGGCUCGAGAUGUCUCCCAAGAUGGACGAUUCAGGAUGGCUCUAAAUAGUCCUACGGCAGGAGCUGGGAAUAUGAUGGCUGCUUUCUAUGGCGGAGUGAUCACCUUGCUCUUGUUGUUCGCCACAAUAGUGCUCUUAAGGGCAGGGUUUAGGUGUUUCUGCUUCCGUUUGUUAUGGCUCUCCUAAAGGAGAAGAGCAUAACAAAUGGGGGAUAGAAACACCAAUACCCUACCUCGAAUGUUCCUAGUCAUGAGUGGAUGCUACCUGUUCCAAUAUUGCUACUCUCUGCGUCCUGAGAACCGGGGCAAGCGAAAAUGGCGCAGGCUUGCUCAAAUCCUGCUUUCUCUCGCAAUCGUGCUCAACUUCGUCCUCCUCUGCGUGUGGCAGGGCGCGCUUUUGCUCAUAUCCAGGUACUCCUAUACUUAUACAUAGAUACCUAUUCAUAUUCUGUAGACAUGAAGUUUUUUCAUCUCAUCUGUGAAAUAGGUUUUUAAAGACUAUCUAAGGUUAAUAAGGUUUGUCCAUUUUGAGCGGAUACCAUAAUACCGUGCCUCUAUAGAUGUGGGUUUCGUUGUACUUCUGUUUUUACUAGAACAUACAUGUAGAUGAACAGAAAAAAGAUGGAUAAGUUUUACUUGAUGAAGCUUUAUCAUCUCGUGUCGUGUGAAUAAGAACCAAUUAGAUCUUACCUCUUGUCAGGCACAUCAAUCAAUCAAUCAAUCAAUCAAUCAAUCAAUCGUGCAAGAUGAAGCGAAGGAAACAAAGGCAAAGGAUAUAUCUUCAUCGCCCCAUAAUUCAUUUGGCAAAUAUAUAUCAGGGACGUUGGCGUACUUGCUAACCUUGCGAUGCUUCGCAGUGACGCCAUUCCCGCAGAGGGCUGGAUUCUCUCUUUGUUCAAUCUGUUGCUUCUUGUGGGCGUACUUUUUUCGUAUCGUACUUGGCGGUCACCCACUGCCGAAGCAGCGCAAGACGCAAAUAGAGCUGCGCAAAGACAGUGGAUUGGCGGAGGCCGUGGAUUGAUCAGUAGUCUCACUCUUACUAGAACAGAAAAUGAAAUUGAAUGUCAAUGUAUGUGCACCUCCUCUAUGUAGUACCUGAAUGAAAGUGACAUUUAAUUUGAUACACUAGUAUCAACUUUAGAAGAACGCGGUGUAGUAGAACUAGAACGUUAUAGGACAACUAGUAGUUUAUUAUGUAGUCUUACCUUUGUGUAGUUUGUGGUUUUUUCCCAGGGAGGUCUAGUACGUCCUCGUUCAGCGGUAUAACGACUAAGUAGUACUUGCUGCCGUGAAAACGAAGCUCCUGCUCUUUCGCAAACAAAACCAGUUUGUUAUGCAUCUCCCCAAGAACACAGGUCGUGGAAGUGUAGCAACGCGAAAACAGCUGGCUUACGAUUCGGAUAAUAACAGCAGUGACGACGAAAAGAGUUUUCUUUCAGAUACUACGCUCUCGUCUUACCGCGGCCAUGGCGGAGAUUCGGACGAGUCAGUCUCGGAACCUGAAAGUGAAGACGAUAAUCGCGGCAGGCGAAUACCUUACGCCUACAACAGCAAUGGUACAACACGCGCGACGUUGCCGACAAAUAAGGUACCACCACUUUCCCCAUAUUAGAGCUGAAAGAAUAUGACGGAUACUCAUGUUGAUGUUGGUAGCACGGAGCAGUAGUAAUGCUUAAAGAGUUAAAUGUAAGCAGAUGCGCGUUUUUUUGCGUUCAGGGGUUGCGUCAGAAGGUCUACCAAACACUGGUCUUAGUCCCAUUUUCACACACUUUUUAUGUGUAUGUAUCGCUGUGGGCGAACCCUUCUCGUCCGUAGCUCCAAAUUUAAUAUCGCACUCUCUGAAGCAGAUUCGGCCCCUGGUGCAUGGGCGGGCGACGCGCAGUAUAGGACACGAGCAUCACGAAGUAUAUCAUGUUCACGGAAACCCGCGAGCGAACGCCGCAACGUAUCACAAUUAUAGUGUACCUUACAGUGGGGUCCCGCUUGCAAACGGGUCAGCGUACGGACAUCAUCAGCCGGUCGGCUACAGUGGUCACAGAGGGAACAAUAAUUCACACCAUCAGCUGCAUGCUGCGAACUUCCAUCGAGGCAUGCGAAACACCGGUCCGAUGGGUGUGUCCUCUGACCACCAACAGCGGCCUCGAAAUUUGAUGGGGACGCGCGCACAGGCCGCGAGAGGACACGGAGGAUACCAUAAUCUUGUUCCACUACCGUGCGCGCCACCCCCAUCAAAGACCAGCCUUAACAUCGCUCGAAAGGCGGCCGCAAAAGCGGGUGACCCAGGCUCGACGAGCGGGGAGGCAGGCAACUCGGUCACAACGAUUAUGAUGUUGCGAGUGAAUUAAUAUUUAUCAAUUAUAAGUACUUACUUAUAUAGUUUCGUUUGUUUCCUAGUUAGGUGUGCUCCACCGAUAUUAUAAGUACUUACUUAUAUUAUAGUCAAAUUCUAAUAGAAGGCCUGUGAGCCUUGUGUAGGACACAGAAAGAGGGUCCGCUAUUCUCGAAACUACUCGUGGUGUCGACAGAGGGUUGACAUGCCAAUCAACAACCAAGUCUAAAUUUAACUGAAGUCAAGCACCAUCAGGAGAAUUAACUACGAACUCUGCAUGCCAUUACGACCUUUCGUCUAGUUCAAAACGUCGUUCUAAAGCUUGCGGUGAAGGCAGCUCAUCUGACUCUUCGCCCCGUGGUGGACCAGUAUCGCCGUUUCCAAGACGCUGGUCGAGGACAACUUUUUCUUCUCCAUUCUGCUCCUCCUCAUCCGAAGCCCAGCGACUCUGGCAGCAACAGCACGGAGCAGCGUAUCCACCAGGAUCGUAUUCUUAAGGGUUUCCGAAUUACAUCAUCCACUACCAUCCUUGGUCUCUAGUUUUCUAGUAGGGAAGAGGCUAAGGAUGUUCUGAGGUAUGUAAUUCUGCAACCUCUAAUAUUCUGGAGGAGGUGCACGAGCAAACAACAAGUUUCACAAUGUAUAUGCUGUUAAGGCACGUCAAAAUGGCUGCUCAACGCUUAGUGGUUCGUUCUUGCUUAUAAAUUGCAAGAGAAAGAAGUAAAUUCAUAUGUUUUACUCAUCAAUUACUUUACUAGUACUAGAGUGGGUUAUGAUGUUGCUGCUCGAGGAAAGUGAGUUUUGGUAGUGCAGCAGCGUCUUAAAUUUCUGGAUAGAAGUACGCAUUAUUUCCAUACUUUGCAUUUCUAAUGGCGCGUCGCCGUUCGACAAUGCGCAUGUCGAUAGCGGGAUCAGCGGUGCAAGUCGAGCCAGCAACAGUCACGCCGCAACGUCAGGUAGCAGUUACAAUAUCCAGAGUCCGCCCACAGGUGCCUACCACGCGAAUUUGCAGAAUAGUAACAACCUACACUUAAGGCUAGUUAAUCACUAUCGCCUGUGAACUAUGCCGAGUGGACCCUCCCUUGAUUUAAAGGUGAAACUAAGGGGAAAAAAGGUGAACUCACUCAACCAGGGAUAGUGAAAGACUACCGCUAACCGACAGUGGCGGGAAGCUCAUUGAUCCCCGCGCUUCUUACUCUGCUCAGCCCGGCGAUACUACUCGCUACGCGUCGAUAAUGAAGGUGUAA
Molecule: messenger RNA, 5133 nt
Organism: Amoebophrya sp. A25
Lineage: Eukaryota; Dinophyceae; Syndiniales; Amoebophryaceae
Source: the annotation of a GenBank genome assembly